Chondrus crispus (carragheen) is the source of this 759-nucleotide messenger RNA. RefSeq lists its product as hypothetical. The transcript has a single exon. The record is from RefSeq and is a predicted model, not a curated record. Gene Ontology annotation, molecular function: NADH dehydrogenase (ubiquinone) activity. The coding region runs from base 1 to 759 and encodes 252 amino acids. NCBI's taxonomy places the organism in Eukaryota, Rhodophyta, Florideophyceae, Gigartinales, Gigartinaceae.
AUGAUGAAUAUCCGGAGGGUUGCUACCGCGCUUUCAAGACGACCAUCUCCUAAUGCGUUCCGCACUUUAUGUGCUCAACCAAGUGAUGCUCAAUCCAACCCCCUGAGCAGUCCCAUGCUGGAUCAACAAAAGUCAUUUAUGGCAUCUAUCGUUGAGAUGCUUCCCAACUCCGUUACAGCUGCGCGUAUCCAGAGUGGAAAUUCGCCGAUGGGUGCUGAGAUGGUUCUAGAGGUUCCAAAUGAUAUGACUAUCCGCGUUUUGCGCUUCCUAAAGUUGCACUCCUCUUCUCAGUUCAAAGGGUUCAUUCAAGCAACCGCUGUGGACUAUCCCGAGCGCAAAGACCGCUUCCGUGUCGUCUAUAGCUUGCUCUCUACACGAUUCAACGCCCGCAUCCGCGUUCAAACUUAUGUGGAUGAAAUCACUCCACUCGAGUCCGCGACGAAGAUCUUCAAGGGCGCCGAUUGGUUCGAGCGCGAGGUUUGGGACAUGUACGGCGUGUUCUUCCAUAGUCAUCCGGACAUGCGAAGAAUUUUGACAGAUUACGGCUUUGAGGGUCACCCGCAGCGAAAAGACUUUCCACUAUCAGGAUACGUGGAGGUGCGAUAUGACGACACCGAGAAGCGAGUGGUCCAAGAACCCGUCGAGAUUGCGCAGGAGUACCGCAGUUUUGAAUACUCUACACCUUGGGAGGUAUUCCCGGAGGGCACCAGACCGAAAGAUGCUCUCCAGAUAGAAGAGCCCGAAAAAACGCCAUCCUAA